UUCAACGAACACACAUCACCUCGUUUCCAUCGAGGACAACUUCUCCCUUCAAAUUUCAACUUCUCCACCUUCACAUUUCUGUUUUAGCUUUAAUUUUCUUAAAGAUUUCAGCUUCAACUCUCAAAAUGGAUGCCUCAAUCAACACUCUCUGCAAAUCCGUCACCAAUCCUCCCGUGUUAUUGUUUGGGAGGAGUACUGGAAUUAGGAGCUCCCAAUGCAGCUUUAUGGCGGGAAGUAGUAGGAUCAAGUUUCCUAGGCAAACAGCUCAGCCUGCUAAAUUUCGAGUUAGGCAAAUACAGAGAAGAGGCGGAGCUCUGAGUGCUGUGUGUGGUGGUAAAAUUCUGAUAGCUAAUAGAGGAGAGAUUGCUGUGAGAGUUAUUCGGACGGCUCAUGAAAUGGGGAUUCCUUGUGUUGCCGUUUACUCUACUAUUGAUAAGGAAGCACUUCAUGUCAAGUUGGCUGAUGAAGCUGUUUGUAUCGGCGAAGCUCCCAGUAACCAAUCGUAUUUGUUGAUUCCGAAUGUGCUUUCUGCUGCAAUUAGUCGAGGGUGCACAAUGCUGCACCCUGGAUACGGGUUUCUUGCUGAGAAUGCGGUGUUUGUUGAAAUGUGCAGAGAGCAUGGAAUCAAUUUUAUUGGCCCAAAUCCUGACAGUAUCCGAGUUAUGGGUGACAAAUCAACUGCAAGGGAGACGAUGAAGAAUGCAGGUGUUCCUACCGUACCAGGAAGUGAUGGACUGUUGCAGAGCACGGAGGAAGCAGUCAAGCUUGCCCAUGAAAUUGGAUUUCCUGUGAUGAUCAAGGCAACAGCAGGUGGUGGAGGACGUGGAAUGCGUCUUGCUAAAGAACCUGAAGAAUUUGUGAAGUUGCUUCAGCAAGCUAAGAGUGAGGCCGCUGCAGCAUUUGGAAAUGAUGGAGUUUAUUUGGAAAAGUACAUCCAAAAUCCAAGGCAUAUUGAAUUCCAGGUUCUUGCAGAUAAAUAUGGUAAUGUUGUCCACUUUGGUGAACGUGACUGCAGCAUCCAGAGGCGUAACCAAAAGCUGCUGGAAGAAGCACCCUCUCCUGCAUUAACCCCUGAGUUGCGAAAAGCCAUGGGUGAUGCAGCUGUUGCAGCAGCAGCAUCCAUAGGUUACAUUGGUGUUGGAACAGUUGAGUUUCUGUUGGAUGAAAGAGGCUCCUUCUACUUCAUGGAAAUGAACACUCGUAUCCAGGUUGAGCAUCCUGUGACCGAAAUGAUUUCCUCUGUUGACUUGAUUGAAGAACAAAUUCGUGUAGCCAUGGGAGAAAAACUCCGCUACAAACAGGAAGAUAUUGUGCUCAGAGGACAUUCAAUUGAAUGUCGUAUCAAUGCAGAAGAUCCUUUCAAAGGAUUCCGACCUGGACCAGGGAGAAUAACUGCAUACUUGCCAUCUGGUGGCCCAUUUGUCAGAAUGGAUAGCCAUGUUUAUCCUGAUUAUGUGGUUCCACCAAGCUAUGAUUCCCUACUUGGAAAGCUUAUUGUGUGGGCUCCAACAAGGGAAAAGGCAAUUGAGCGCAUGAAAAGGGCUCUUAAUGACACCACCAUUACAGGUGUUCCAACAACCAUUGAAUACCAUAAACUUAUCCUUGAUGUUGAGGACUUCAAAAAUGGCAUAGUGGACACUGCUUUCAUUCCAAAGCAUGAGGAGGAGUUACAAGCGCCCCAGGAAAUUGUUCCAGCAACACAUGCAAAAGAAUUGGCUAGUGCAACUGCUUAGAUCAAUCUCUUCUGAAAUUGCAACCAUACACAGUACUUGUCAUCCCAAUUAGAAGAAGACCAUUUGUCU
Molecule: messenger RNA, 1802 nt
Organism: Pistacia vera
Lineage: Eukaryota; Viridiplantae; Streptophyta; Magnoliopsida; Sapindales; Anacardiaceae
Product: biotin carboxylase 1, chloroplastic-like
Exons: 16
Coding region: 126-1733 (535 amino acids)
Molecular function (GO): ligase activity; metal ion binding; ATP binding
Source: RefSeq, a predicted model, not a curated record